Molecule: messenger RNA, 822 nt
Organism: Physella acuta
Lineage: Eukaryota; Metazoa; Mollusca; Gastropoda; Physidae
Source: RefSeq, a predicted model, not a curated record
AUGAGUAGAAUUAAAGACCAACGGUCCAACAGUAGCCGGUUGGAACUGGUUCUUGAUGACGUGCAGUGUACAGAUUCAGGUCGAUAUUUCUGUUGGGGAAGCAACGGGUUCGAGACCAACCCCCACGAAAUUUGGAAAUAUGUUGAUAUUUUGAUGGAAUGUGCCCCUGCUGUGGUCAACAAAUCUCUGACCAUCCAGAUACCAGAGAGCGGCAACACGACCAUCACACUGGAGAUAUUGGGCUAUCCUGAACCCACGGCCUACGGUCUACAGAUACAGUUGGGCCAGUCCAUGUCCAACACUGACGACUAUAACGUCGUCUAUACUAAGCUGACACCCCCGUUUGGUUUAGUGACCUUGACCAUUUAUGACGAAAACACACAGAUAUCUUUGACGUAUAUAUUCACUAUUAUGAACAGUGCUGGAAAUAUCACAUUCACAUUUGAUGUCGUUAAACAAGAUAUGAGCGAAAAGGUGAAUGAAGAUGUCACACAACUACACGUCAUGGUCUGUGUUGGUGUCGCCUGUGGUCUGCUGAUUUUACUGGUUAUUUCUGUCAUCGUCGGAAGAGUUGUUGUCAAUAAGUGGUUGUGUCUCAGAGCUAAACACCAGGUCUAUGGUUUCAGUGGAUCGAUUCUCCAUAUGGCGAACUUCAAAAACAACCUAUCUAGUCCAGAUAAAGCAAACACUGACACAAAUACUCAACCACCUCCACAUACAGUUGAGACUGACGACAGCUGCCACCGGAAAGUUCAAAUGGAAGACAGCUCUGGCGCUCUUGUACUUUACUUUGAACCUCCACCAGAUUAUCCAUUGGAUUAA